Messenger RNA from Tupaia belangeri chinensis (Chinese tree shrew), 3346 nucleotides. RefSeq names its product solute carrier organic anion transporter family member 4C1 (gene SLCO4C1). Gene Ontology annotation, cellular component: basolateral plasma membrane. Lineage: Eukaryota; Metazoa; Chordata; Mammalia; Scandentia; Tupaiidae. The record is from RefSeq and is a predicted model, not a curated record. The transcript has 13 exons. Gene Ontology annotation, molecular function: protein binding. Gene Ontology annotation, biological process: transmembrane transport; sodium-independent organic anion transport. The coding region runs from base 119 to 2293 and encodes 724 amino acids.
GAGGCCAGGGAGGUGGGACGUCUUCCCGCACGGGGGCGCUGUCACCUGCCCAGGGGAGGAGCCAGAGAGGAACCUGGGUUUCUAGUCUCCAGGCACUGACGCAGAACCCAUCCUGACCAUGAAGGGUGCCAAAGGCAUUGAGAACCCGGCUUUCGUCCCCUCCAGCCCAGACACCCCGCGUCACUUGUCCGCAUCGCCCUCCCAGGUCGAAGUCUCUGCCUUCUCCUCCGACACCCAGAGAGAGCAGCCUCAGGAACCCCAGAAGUCGCCGGAGCCCCAGGAACCACCUCUGCCUUCAGCAACUCUUCCUGCCCCCCAUGAGCUUCCAGGGCCACAGUCACUGUCUGAGUCCGAGGAGGGUCCUUGUGGAUGGAGGACCUUCCACCCGCGGUGUCUCCAGCGCUGCAACACGCCGCAAGGCUAUCUGCUUCACUACUGCCUCUUGGCCCUCACGCAAGGCAUUGUAGUGAAUGGCCUGGUAAAUGUUAGCAUCUCCACUAUUGAGAAGCGCUAUGAAAUGAAGAGCUCCCUGACGGGCCUGAUCUCCUCCAGCUAUGAUAUCUCCUUCUGCGUGCUGUCUUUAUUUGUAUCGUUCUUUGGAGAGAGAGGCCAUAAGCCGAGGUGGCUUGCCUUCGCUUCCUUUAUGAUAGGACUGGGAGCACUUGUAUUUUCAUUGCCGCAGUUUUUCAGUGGAAAAUAUCAGUUGGGAUCCCUUUUUGAAGACACUUGCUCAGCAUCAAGGAAUAGCACCAGCUGUACGUCUUCGACAUCUUUACUCUCUAACUACUUGUAUGUCUUCAUCUUGGGACAGCUAUUGCUGGGAGUCGGAGGGACGCCCCUCUACACCCUGGGCACGGCCUUUAUUGAUGAGUCGGUACCCAUACACAAAUCCUCUCUCUAUAUAGGAAUUGGCUAUUCCAUGUCGAUCUUGGGCCCUGCUGUUGGCUAUGUGCUGGGAGGACGGCUGCUGACCAUGUACAUUGAUGUCGCUAUGGGACACAGCACUGACAUCACUGAGGACGACCCCCGAUGGCUGGGGGCUUGGUGGAUUGGAUUUCUUAUAGUUUGGCUCUUCGCUUGGUCUUUGAUCAUACCUUUUUCUUGCUUUCCGAAACGUUUACCAGGUACAGCAAAAAUUCAAGCUGCUAAAACGUCCCAGGCUCAUCAGAACAAGAGUAGUUUCUUAUACCAUGCUGAUGAGAAUUUUGGGAAAAGUAUCAAAGAUUUUCCAACUGCUCUAAAGAGUUUGAUGAAGAAUACUGUCCUUAUGUGUUUAGUUCUAUCAACUUCUUCAGAAGCCUUAAUUACUACUGGAUUUGCUGCCUUUUUACCUAAGUUUAUAGAAAAUCAAUUUGGAUUGACAUCCAGCUUUGCAGCUACACUUGGAGGGGCGGUUUUAAUCCCUGGAGCUGCUCUGGGUCAGAUUUUGGGUGGUUUCUUUGUUUCAAAAUUCAAAAUGACAUGUAAAAAGACCAUGAAGUUUGCCUUGCUCACGUCCGGAGCUGCCCUUGCGCUGAGUUUUGUGUUUAUCUACGCCAACUGUGAAAACGAGUCAUUUGCUGGUGUGUCUGAGCCAUACAAUGGGACAGGCAACCUGGGGAACCUGACAGCCCCUUGCAAUGCCAAUUGUAACUGUUUGCAAUCAUAUUAUUAUCCUGUCUGUGGAGAAGAUGGAGUUCAAUAUUUUUCUCCCUGCUUUGCAGGUUGUUUAAACUCUGUUUCAAAAACUACACCAAAGAUAUAUUACAACUGUUCCUGUAUUGAAAGGAAAGCAGAAAUAACAUCGAUUCCAGAAAGUUUUGGAUUUGAAGCUAAAGCUGGAAAGUGUAAAACUCAAUGUGCAAAGUUACCUGUAUUUCUUAGCAUUUUCCUUCUCACAGUCAUUUUCACAUUUAUGGCUGCUACUCCUAUAACUGUGUCCAUCCUAAGGUGUGUCAAUCAGAAGGAACGGUCUCUAGCAUUGGGAAUGCAAUUUAUGAUGCUUCGAGUAUUAGGCACAAUUCCAGGACCGAUUAUAUUUGGCAUCAUAAUAGACAGCACUUGUGUUCUCUGGGAUACCGAUCAAUGUGGAACUAAAGGGGCCUGUUGGGUUUAUGAUAACAUCAAGAUGGCGCAUAUGCUGGUAGCCAUAAGUGUUACUUGUAAGAUUAUCACCAUUUUAUUCAAUGGCUCUGCCGUCUUUUUGUAUAAACCACCACCAUCUGGUGAAGAUGUGUCAUUCCAAAAUCAGAAUGCAGUUGUGACUACUGUUUCAGCCACACAGGAUCUUGACAAAGCAGGGAAUGAAGAGUAAAAGAGAAAAAGAGACUGUCUUAUACUUGGAAAGUUGACUUCUAUUUCUAAGAAGACACAUUCCCAUGGCAGCAUUAUCUACCUAAUGUGAAUAGUCAUAUUUUUAAAAUAUGAUAGUUUAUAAAAGAAUAUGACUUUUGUAUAUCUAUGGACUCCUUAUUCAUUUUUUUUUAAGUGGAAGAAGCAGAUGUGCCUUCAAAGCCACCAAAAGAACCUCAACACACACAUGCGCACACACACACACACACACACACACACACACUGAUUUUCAUUGUCCAGGUAGAGAAUCCCCAACUAAUAACUAGAAAAAAGCCAGUGAUUAGAUACAGUGAUUCUACCCCUUCCACAACUUGUUUCAUUUUAAUUUUCAUUGCCAACACAUCAUUCUUAUUUGGGACAUUUAUGGCAUAGAAGUUUAAAUGCAUUACAUUUAUAUGCUGAUUUCCAGAAAUUAUUGAAAGUCCAUGAAUUUAACAAAAAACUAAUUUUAUAAUGUAGUUUAUUUUUAAGUUUACAUAUUCUGGUCUGACUUUUUACUUAUCACAGCAAGUUAUUAGAACUUUAUAGCCCAUUAGAACAUAUGUUCUAAUUUGUAGAACCUAAACUCUAUAUUAGAAUGCAGGUUGGUAAUCUUUGUAUCCCAGUUUCUAAUACUGGAUCAUCAGAAAAGUCACAAUGUGUUUGUCUAUGCAAAAAUGCAUCAUAACCUUCCCAAGAACCCAAUAAAUAUGGAAAUCACCAUUGUAUACACAUAUGUUUACUUUAACUCCAUUUCAGGAGGUAAUUGGUCGAUACUGCUGAGUUUUAUCACUUUUGUGACUCUACGAUGGUAUUAUUCAUGUACGUAUAUUCCAGAGUAAAUACCCGGUUCAGUAAAGAAAGGUGCCAAUUAGACAUGAAGAGAUUUCUUAAUGAACUAUUAUUGAUCAAUAUUUAUGUACUGAAUACUUUAAAAUCCAAUUAUCUAGUACCUCACUUGUCAUGUGAAAUAGUUUGCAUACAGUAGAUAUUUAUUGCUGUUAUUUGAUUAAAAUAUCAACCCCUGUUCUAUUUU